This is a messenger RNA of Aspergillus steynii IBT 23096, 2507 nucleotides long. RefSeq names its product alpha/beta-hydrolase. The record is from RefSeq and is a predicted model, not a curated record. NCBI's taxonomy places the organism in Eukaryota, Fungi, Ascomycota, Eurotiomycetes, Eurotiales, Aspergillaceae. The transcript is spliced from 6 exons. The coding region runs from base 272 to 2140 and encodes 622 amino acids.
GAUCAAGCGCUCCUGCUUUGAUCCCCGGUGUUCCGACCUUCAGCCGCCUCGAAUUCGGCCACUGGUUUGCGCCCACGGGAACCAGCCGUUGGAAGGAGCGGAACAUGGUUUGGGCCCCCACUAUCUGACCAGUGGCACGUAGUACAGACGUAUGACCCCGGUCUGGUGAAUCAUUUAAAGGCGCUGGACGUCACCCCUCGCGGUUUCUCCGUGGCAAAUUUCUACGAUUGCACAUUCCAUCAUUAGACCACAACACUAGGGUCCAAGCAUCAUGGCAAAUACCAGAACUCCCGCCCUGGUGGCUGUGGUGGCCGUGAUUCUGGGUAUCGUUGGAAUAUAUUUUCAACCCGCGAGGGACUUCCUUGCACAAUACGGAUUUCAUUCUCUCGGGCUGGUUUCUCCUACCCCGAUUGUCGUCGAUCCUGUCCGGAACAUCACAUACCUGGGAAGUCAGUCCUCUGGGGUUGAGCAUUUCCAUGAGAUUUUCUACGCAGAGAAUCCAUCUGGCGAACGCCGCUUUGCGCCACCAGUUCCUGUCAAGCCGACCAAAGGCUCCAUCAUCGACGCGACACGGCCUGGGGCUUGGUGUCCCCAGGGAACCGGAGAUGUGCUUCCAUUCACGAGUCAAGUGACCAAUAUCAGUGAAAAUUGCUUGAGUUUGAGGAUAGCCCGACCCAGCGGUGUGAGCAAGAAUGCCAGGUUACCGGUGGUAGUAUGGAUCCACGGAGGUGGUCAUGCCUUGGGUUCGGGGUCGGAUAUCUUAUAUACCCCAGAUGGCUUGGUUGAACAAGCUGCGGCAGACAACCAACAUUUAAUUUACGUUGCAAUUAACUAUCGCUUUGGCUUGUUCGGCUUUGCGACAAGCAAAGCAAUGAUCGAGGCCGGACAGGCGAAUGCUGGUCUUCGUGACCAGCGGGCCGCUCUUGAAUGGGUUCGCGAUAACAUUGAGGUGUUUGGUGGUGAUCCUAGUAAAGUGACUGUCCUCGGCCAAAGCGUCGGAGCCAGCGACAUUGGCCUACAUCUAACAGCAUUUGACGGGACGCAAGGGGUUCCAUUCCAGCAAGCAAUAAUGAUGUCGGGUGGCCCAGGCCUGAAUUUCAAUAGCAAGCCAGACCUUGUGGCGGAGAACACUGCAGCCAUUGCACGGCAAGUGGGAUGUGUCGAAGAUAGCGACGAUCAAUCCUUCAAGGUCCUGGAAUGCCUCCGGAAUGUUCCCUUCGAGACCCUGACCGAUCUCUCCGUCGCGGCUUCUCGCGCUGCUCGUCCACCUUUCGGCGAGGGCUUCUUCUACCCAACCAUUGACGGCGACUUUAUUCGCGAUCGGCCAUCUCAGCUGAUGCGGGCAGGUAAGUUUGUCAAAGGGAUCCCAGUGAUCGGGUCCUGGGUUACAAAUGACGGCGCUUGGUAUGCAUCGCCUCACACCUCGACGGACGAAGAUGUCUUGGCUAGCUUUGGGCGUUGGCUGGUCGGUCUUUCCAAUUCAACCAAGCAACGACUGUUGGAGCUCUACCCACGCGAGGAUUUUGAGCACAUGGUCCGACGAGACUACGACGGCCCGAUCUCUACACAAUACUACCGCGCUGCGCAAAUCAACCGGGAUAUCUGGUUCACAUGCCCGGUCCUGGACUUUACUUGGCAGUACGUCAAAAAUGGUGGCGUUGAUUCGUCCCAAGUCCGAGUGUACGAGCACAACUCCACCAGGUUCACCCCGGUAUUUGAGACGAUGGGCGUUCCGAUGUGGCGGGUUGCUCACCUGAGUGAUAUCCCGUACGCACUGAAUACCCAGCAUCUAGAAGGUGGUGCAGACAAUUCGGCCUCGCAGCUUGCCUUGGCUCGGGUUGUGAGUAGGGCCAUCACGAAUUUCGUCAAUACGGGGACCCCGGAGAAGAGUGAGAGUCAGACCGAAACAUGGCCUGCGGUCUUUUCCGGGUUAACCAGUGAAGACUUGAGUAGGGAGUCCCCAAGCAGGCUUUCCAUUCAGGUGUUUGGCGGGCCGUAUGGGACAGUCCCAGUGACUGUGGGCAGGGAUACGGAUGGGAGUAUGGCUGGUGAAGCAGAAGAGGCCAUCCAGGCGGCACAAUUGUUUCGUAGAUGUGAGUUUAUUAAUAGUGAGCUGGUGCGAGCGGAGACGGGGGUGUGAAUGCCGGGUGAUAAGACAAGACCUGGAUGAUGAUAGAUCUAGGAUAGGACAAGAUAGGAGAGGAGAGGAGAGGAGAGAGACUAGUGUGCUGAAGGCGGUGGCAUUUCUGCCGGACCGUGACAUCUUCUCACUUUCCCUCCCCUGCGCUGACUGGAUCUCAUCUUUCCUCUUGCUUUUUCCCAACCUUCGUCCUUCCCAUCGGAUCGGCUUCUUGCAGCUUUCUCGGCGCUGGUCGCAUUGUCAAUUGGCCAAGGUUUGUAGUUUGCUCCCUCCUUGUCCGUUACGUUGGACUCCCCCAACACCCCCGAGGAUCAUUUAGAUCCAUCCAUGUGCUUUGUUGGCACUUGGAGAUGGUCUGCUCGCUGCG